This is a messenger RNA of Rhododendron vialii, 877 nucleotides long. Its product is annotated as protein HEADING DATE 3A-like. The transcript has 4 exons. The record is from RefSeq and is a predicted model, not a curated record. The coding region runs from base 100 to 672 and encodes 190 amino acids. Lineage: Eukaryota; Viridiplantae; Streptophyta; Magnoliopsida; Ericales; Ericaceae.
ACAUUCCACUAACCCUAUUACUCUACUGCUCUAUAUAGUCUGCAUAUACCGCUACUGUUUUAUUUCAGGAGAGAGAGAGAGAGAGAGAGAGUUUGGAUCAUGCGGAGCAGCAGGGAUCAGAGGGAUUCACUUGUCCUGGGGCGAGUCAUAGGAGAUGUGUUGGAUCAUUUCGAAAGGUCCGUAACCCUUAGGAUAACGUACGACGCGAGCAGUAGCAGUAGCAGCGGCAGUAGUAGUACUGGUAGGGAAGUGACGAUCGGGGGUGAGCUCAAGCCUUCGCAGGUUGUAAACCAACCGAGGGUUGACAUUGGCGGCCGUGAUCUUAGAACCUUUUACACUCUCGUUAUGGUGGACCCUGAUGCUCCAAGCCCAAGUGAUCCUAACCUCAGGGAAUACUUGCACUGGUUGGUGGCUGAUAUUCCAGCAACCACAGGAGCAAGCUAUGGACAAGAGUUGGUGUGUUACGAGAGCCCGAGGCCGUCGGUCGGCAUCCAUCGGUUCGUGUUCGUGUUGUUCCGGCAGCUGGGGAGAGAGACGGUGUUCGCUCCCGGGUGGCGCCAGAAUUUCAACACGAGAGAGUUUGCCGAGCUUUACAAUCUGGGUGACCCUGUUGCUGCUACCUACUUCAAUUGCCAAAGGGAGACCGGCUCCGGAGGCCGAAGACGGCCAUGAUCGUUGAUCAUCGUAUCAUCGAUCUCGUCGUUUCAUGUCUAACUAGAUCUAGUGGUGGAACCAGAAUUUUCUAAUAAUAGGGGUCGCCAAAGAUUACAAAAAAUAAAGAGGAUGAUCGAUCAUCCUUUUCUUACACUGUUCUCGAUGAUCGAUCCAAGAAUAUAGGAGUAUAUUUAACUGAAAAUAAAGGAUUAUUUAAGGAUGU